AUGAAGCCCGUGUUCGUGCUCCUCGCCUGCGUUCCGCUGCUGGUUUCUGCGAAGUCUCUUCUUGGAGCUGACCAACCCUGCUGGGACGAGUUGAAGUCCAUCGAGGGUGUGUCCCGGCCCGGUCUCUUCCGGCCUGAGUGUGACCGGCUGGGCCGCUAUAUGCCCCAGCAGUGUCACGGCUCCGCCUGCUUCUGCGUGGACCCGAGUGGAGCCAAGCUGUUCGCCGAUCACGAAAACCAAGUCGAUCAGUACACGACGCACAUCGGCUCCAGCGCGCUGCAGUCCUGCCGCUGUGCGAGGCAGGAGUUUGAGCACCGGGAGGGUGGCAGAGUGGGAGUCUCGGUCAGCUGUGACGAGAAGGGUGACUUCCACCACACCCAAUGUCUGGGAUCCGGGUGCUACUGUGUGCACCCUCUCACCGGUGAGAAACUGCAGGGGGAGAACCUGGAGGGGCACAUCGGAGGUUAUGCCGAGCUGGAGGCACGCUGCCAGCCGGCCGCCGCUGAGGCUGUCGCUCAGUAG
Molecule: messenger RNA, 522 nt
Organism: Amphibalanus amphitrite
Lineage: Eukaryota; Metazoa; Arthropoda; Thecostraca; Balanomorpha; Balanidae
Product: saxiphilin-like
Exons: 1
Coding region: 1-522 (173 amino acids)
Source: RefSeq, a predicted model, not a curated record